This is a messenger RNA of Trachymyrmex cornetzi, 3607 nucleotides long. RefSeq lists its product as uncharacterized. Gene Ontology annotation, biological process: DNA recombination; DNA integration. The record is from RefSeq and is a predicted model, not a curated record. Gene Ontology annotation, molecular function: DNA binding. The annotation marks the transcript as partial. The transcript is spliced from 6 exons. NCBI's taxonomy places the organism in Eukaryota, Metazoa, Arthropoda, Insecta, Hymenoptera, Formicidae.
AUGGACAUCUAUUACUAUGUAGUCGUGCCCUUGCACGCGUCCAGACAACAGCGUUCAAAGAAAAAUCACUGCCAAAAACCAAAUGGCAGUCCUGCGCAGAUCGCUCGCGAGAUCGCCCGCGAUACCGUUCGCGCCAAAACAGAUAUCACAGCCUUUCAGUGGAUUCUUGGUCGUCGGGGGAACCAUCCACGAGGCACUCACUGUCUAAAGACAGACUCCAACAGACACUCGAACGUAUUCAGGAACUGCUCGCCAGAGACGUCGAUCAUAACCCUAAACUUUCGGCGGGCCCAGGAGGUUAAGUCACCUUCGAGAGAUUUCGGUCAGGUAGAAGAGGCGGCAGCCACGCCUGUCUCGACCGAUUCACCGGUCAUAAUACAGAGCAAUAAAGGACCGACGGUCGCGAAUACGGACCGGGACUUCGUACCAGCCGCACCCUCCAUGGCUGGAAACAAUAAUCUCGCAACUACCUGCAACGUGUCAUUCGCUGUCCCUCCUGCCACUGAAAUCGUAGACUCUCAGAACUCGAUCCUCGCUUCGGAGACAUUUUCCUUGGCUAAAGAGCUUUUCGGGGAGGGGGAAUCACCAGCGACACCAUCUAUCUGGAACCAUAUGGUUCUAGACGCAAUCCAAACAGAAUCUCGAAAGGGAUUAAACCAGGAUGUUCCUGUCAAGCUCCUAGCUAAAUACGAAAUCAAGGACGAUUUAGCAGCAUUGGCCCCACCGAAACUUAACAAAGAAUUAGCGUCGGUGCUAACUCAAUCAGUGGUCAAGCGUGACGAACACCAACUACUAGCUCAGAGUCAAGUUAGCGCCUGUCUCAACGCUUUCGGUUCAGGCAUUUCCCUCUUGCUGAAACCAGAGGUUACUCAGUCGCUUGACAAUGAGGUUAGGUCGGCCCUAACACUCUUUUCGGAGGGUAUUCACUUACUGGCUGACCAUCAAUAUCGGCUUUCAAUUGCUAGGAGGGCCUUCACCAAGCCCUCUUUAAAUAUUACUGGCAAAAAUGCGGCGGACUCAGCAGCCAUCGACGAUUUUCUUUUCGGACAAAAUUUUGCAGAGACACUCAAGGCCGCCCAAAUCUGUAAGAAGACAGGACGCGAAGUAUCUAAGCCUAUACCUCAAGUGGGAAAAAAGACUCUUCAACCGGUCCGCGGGACGCUUCAACAACAAAAACAGCCAUACAUCUACAAUAAUAAACCGCACCACCCUGUAGUUCUAGAAGCGUUACAGGGAUAUCGCAUUCCCUUUAUCACUCAGCCUCCAGCGAGAGUGUCUCUGGAAGAACCCGUGUGGUCUCAAUCAGAUGCAGUUUUUUGCGAGAAAGAAAUAGAACGCCUGCGAGACAAUGUGGCCAUUGUUCUGGAGUUGAAUAAAUAUAUCGAGACCUCCCACUUUAAAUUAGAGGAUUGGCGUACCGUUAUUCGGCUUAUGCUCCCUGGCACGCAAAUGGCCACCCUGGAUCUCGAGGACGCCUAUCUCCUGGUUCCGAUUUCGGUGGACCACAAAAGAUUUUUACGUUUCCAGUGGCGUAAAAGAACGUAUGAGUUCACAGCUUUACCUUUCGGGCUCUCAACCGCCCCCUAUAUCUUUACCAAGAUCCUUCGGCCCGUAGACACAUUCUUACGCAGUAGGGGCCACCAAUCUGUGAUUUACUUAGAUGACUUCCUCCUCAUGGGUGCUUCUGCCGAGGAGUGUAGAGCCAACAUACGUACCACUAUAAACCUUCUCCAAUCUCUAGGUUUUAUAAUCAAUUUUUCCAAAUCUCACUUAAUCCCAUCGUCUAGAUGCAAAUAUUUAGGGUUCACUUUCGAUUCAAUAGAACAAUCCAUCUCUAUUCCUCCCAGUUGUCGGAAAAAGCUAUGGCAUUUAACUAGGAAUUUGGCUCAAAAAUUUACUUGCGCGAUAAGGGAAUUUGCCAGUCUAAUCGGUUCACUCGUCUCCGUAUGUCCGGCCGUCCAAUACGGACUUCUUUAUACCAAAGCACUGGAGAGAGAGAAAUUUUUAGCGCUCGUCAAUAAUAAUGAAGAUUACACAAAGUUUAUGAGACUCCCUUCUCAUCUACAGGCGGACUUCUCCAGCAUCCUGAAUGACAUAAAUCAAUCCAACGGAAUACGCUCAGGCAAAUUUGAUAGAGAAAUUUUCUCGGACGCCUCUCUAAACGGUUGGGGAGCAUCUUGUGGAGAAUUACGUACACACGGUUGGUGGUCGAAAUCAGACCUGGCUCUUCAUAUAAACGCCUUGGAAUUAAAAGCGGCCUUUAACGGCCUACGAUGUUUCACAUCUGACCUCCAUGAUUGCGAUAUUUUACUACGUAUCGACAGUACGACGGCACUGGCCUACAUCAACAAAUAUGGUUCUAUCCAAUUUCCCCAUCUUUCGGCUAUUGCAAGGGAAAUUUGGCAAUGGUGCGAGAUCCGUAAUAUUUUUAUAUUUGCCUCAUAUGUUUCAUCCUUAGAAAAUUCUAUCGCAGACGCAGAAUCUCGAAUCUCAGAUCCAGAUACAGAAUGGUCACUUUCUAAUGAGGCUUUUAUCAAACUUUCUAACAUUUUCGGGCCUUUCGAUUUAAAUCUUUUCGCGUCUCUAAUCAACAAUAAGUGCGAGGCCUAUGUUUCUUGGUUCCCAGAUCUAGGGACCAACAUCCGUCGUGGAGAACCUUUCCCUGGGGGUCGGGAGAUUAUCCGGGAGGCAUUCGAGGACCGUUUAGUGCCAUCGGCCGCAAUUCCAGCUUUACUUGCUUCCUUGUCAGAGACCACAAUUAAGCAGUACUCCUAUCCGCUUCGCGCCUGGUGGAAUUUUUGUCAGCACAAUCAGAAGCCACUCUUUUCUCCGUCUGUGGCCCAGAUGUUAAACUUCCUCGCUCAAGAACUGCCUAUCUCGUCUUUUUCAAGCCUCAACACUAUGAGGUCAGCAAUCUCCUUAAUCUCAGACAACGAGAUCGGUAACCACCCUAUGGUUAGACGUUUCUGCAAGGGCGUCGCGGUGCUUAAACCACCUCACCCACGAUAUGAUUACAUUUGGGACCCGGCACCGGUAAUAGCAAAACUGUCUUUAAUGUAUCCCUACGAUUCUCUUUCAUCAGCGUCUAUCACCAAAAAACUGGUCCUCCGUCUCGCUCUAGGUUCGGGCCAGCGGGCUCAGACCUUCGCGGCUAUAAGAUUGUCACAAACCUCUCUAAAUGAGAAACUAAUUAUCCGUAUCCCUGACCGUAUAAAAACCUCGGCUCCAGGUCGCUACCAACCUCACCUCUGCUUCUCACGCUUUGCCAGUCAUGCAAAUCUUUGCAUAGUGCAUCUCUUUGAGCAUUAUUUAGACAGAACUAAGGAAUUGCGCCCACCGACUUGCGAUUUUGUAUUCAUUUCUCUUUCUAAACCCUUUAAGGCAGUUACAUCUCAGACUAUCUCUCGCUGGAUUAAACAAACUCUAAAGGAAUGCGGCGUUAACACGGCAAUAUUCUCGGCACAUAGCACUAGACACGCUUCGACUUCGUGUGCCGCAAAAAAGGGAGUCUCCCUUGACAUAAUUAAGCGCACGGUAGGUUGGACUGGGGAGUCUCAAGUUUUCGCAAAUUUCUACACUAGGCCCAUUAUCAGUUCAGAGAACUUCG